Molecule: messenger RNA, 411 nt
Organism: Geosmithia morbida
Lineage: Eukaryota; Fungi; Ascomycota; Sordariomycetes; Hypocreales; Bionectriaceae
Exons: 2
Coding region: 1-411 (136 amino acids)
Source: RefSeq, a predicted model, not a curated record
AUGCCCCGACCCGCUGUCGCCGACUUUGUCGACUCCUUCUUUACUCGUGCUCUUUUUCAGCCAGACGACGCCCAAGCAGCGUCUGCGCUGGACACUGACCUCGCCCCGGAUGCGACUAUUGUCAUCAAUGGCAACUCUCUGGCAGCCUCCGAAUUUGUCGGUCUCAUAACGACACAGUUUCGUGGCAGCUCUGUCGCCUCGGUUGGCGAGAUCAAGGACCUCAACAUCAUCACUACCAACCAAGAAGGAUCUACUGGGGUCGUCGGUCAGUGGACUCCUUACGUGACCAGGGGCAAGGAGGAUGGUAAGGAAACCAGGCAGAGUGCAACUACGAUCGUCCGGGUCGAAGAGAGGGGAGGGAAGCAAGUUGUCACGGCACUCUGGGAAGCUCAAAGUGCAGAUGAGGCCUGA